Branchiostoma floridae (Florida lancelet) is the source of this 548-nucleotide messenger RNA. RefSeq names its product methionine--tRNA ligase, cytoplasmic-like. Lineage: Eukaryota; Metazoa; Chordata; Leptocardii; Amphioxiformes; Branchiostomatidae. The record is from RefSeq and is a predicted model, not a curated record.
AUAUUAUUUUAAAUGAAUAUAUAUUUCAACAGGCAUUAAUUAAUAAAAUAAGAGGCUUCUUUUAAUUACCCCAGUCAACGGUGAAUUGAGUUAGACGUUUGAUGCGCCACAGGCGGUAAUUUAAGAACUUUAACAAAGUUUUGUCGUUAAAAAAGCAUACUUUUAGAUAUGCAUAACAAAAUUUGCUGAACAAUGUUUCACUGGUAGGACUAUAAACUUCGCUAAAGCACUGUUAAAGUUUACCCCGGACACAGAUGGUCUCCCCCUGUCCCUGGUGCACCCGUGCCGAGGCCCCCACAUGUGUAUCUGACGAAAGUAGGUGAAAACUUGCUCAAUCCGGAUAAAAACUGUUCCUAUUUCCGCAACUGUCGAGUGUUUCUCGUCGCGAUUCUUCCAACAUGAAGUUGCUAGCAGAUUCAGGUAAUCAACAUGCCCUAAAGGCAGUUAUAGCCGCGAAUAUAGCAGGAACGGAGCUUCAAAUCGAGGAGGUUGAUCAAGCCAGCUGUGCCGAUCUUCCAGCAUUAGUGAAUUUUCUGCAAAGGAGACAG